GUCGAUCAAAUUAGGGUAGACCCAAUCCAACCCUUGAUUGGACCUCAAGAGGAAAGGCUUUAAAGUAAUUUUUCUGAAAAGCAAGGGCAUUUUCUUAAUAAGUCCUAUAUUUAUGAGUGCAGACAGUAGAGUUCGAUUUAGCAGACGCACGCACAGCAUGAGGAAGCUCGCUGGGAAUAAACAGCAGGACGAGCAACAAUGGUGGAGAAGACUGGCAAGGGAAGGAAGGCAAGAAGAGGUUGUAACUCGCGAGUACACAAUCAACCUCCACAAGCGUUUGCAUGGAGCUGUGCAAGUUAUAUCAUGAGCAACUAUGCUUUCCAACAUUGUGCAGUACAUUCAAGAAGAAGGCACCAAAAGCCAUAAAGGAGAUCAGAAAGUUUGCUCAAAAGGCUAUGGGGACUACCGAUGUUAAGAGUUGAUGUGAAGCUCAACAAGCAUGUAUGGAGGCGUGGUAUUCGAAGUGUGCCAAGGAGAAUUCGUGUUCGCAUUGCACGGAAGAGAAAUGAUGAGGAAGAGGCCAAAGAGUAGUUUUACUCCCUUGUUAUUGUCGCUGAGAUCCCUCCAGCAGGAUUUAGGGGGUUGGCAACCAAGGUCAUUGAUGAAGAGGAUUGAAAUAGCGUUGUCCUCUAGAUAAGGAUUCUGAAUUUUUGGUUAUAUUUAUGUUCAAUUUAGCGAAUUUUCUUUCUUUAUGGAAUUCUCUAAAGAACAUCUAGGAUUGAAAGUAUCUUUAACUUAAUCGAAUUUUCACUUUUAGCUUGUUUAUGAUAUCUUAUGUUAUGUUUCAAGCGAUGAAAACCUGGCAGUUUGGUGUGGGUAAUUGUUGCUUCAUGUCAGCUAAAAUUUUGAACAUUUUCGAAUAUUAAGCCUCACAAUCAAUAAUAGAUACUAUUUUAGCCAUGAUGAUACACAAUUUUCAAUAAAAUUAGAAGUUUGCGUUGCUAUAAUUUACGAGUGAUGUGGUGAGCUAUUUUUAUGAUUAAGGAUAGAUUAUAGUUUUACUCAAAUCGAAUUAAAAAUUAAAUUGCUUUGAAAUUGAAUUUGAGUCUUAACUUGUUAAUUUUAAAUUGAUUUUAAACUGACUCGUUUGGAUUUAUGCUAGUCUUGAGCUUACCUUUGUACAGGCUUAGUUUCAAUUAAAUUGAAUCAUAUUUCCAAUCCCCAUACUCAUGGUGUUUGUCUAUAGCCUUUAUGAAAUAAUAAUGUACGGGAAAAUUGUAUGUUAAAUCCAAAUCCAAAGGUUACGUACACUAAUUAGGAAUUGAAUUUAUAGUUUAACUCAAAUAAGUCAUUUUUGAGUUGGAAUUUAUUUGAUAAUAAUAUUUAUUUUACUAAUAAUUUUAUUUACCUCUUCAAUAAUACUGUUUAUACCAUGAGCUACCUUCUAAUAACGUUGUUUAUCAAAUCAAAUAAACUCAAACUCUACCCAGGCAUUUUUCCUCGAGCAGAGCUUAAUCCAACGCUAGUGGAUUAGUGCAAUUAUCAUUGAAGUUUACGUCCAGAAUCUGAUCAGCAAAAGUGGUCCUUAAGAGAAGCCCAUCUUACCGUUUACACGAGUGCCAGCUAAUGGACCCUACGAAAGGCCCAGUUUCCCUUAAGAAGCUUGCCCGGGAAGCUCUUCGUAAUUAAAUGGUACAAAAUACAAAUCGGCGGGAAUAAGAUAAUCAAUCAGACAAAGAGAGUGUGAAGAGGAGAUUUCAAUUUUAAUCGACGAACUCGGAAUCAAGGACGCUGCAGUUUAUUAUCAUAUGGAGAGCCAUCUUCAAGCUUCUCCAAAGUUAGGAUGUCCUGCUGACAGUAAUGAAGCAAAGUACAUCUCUGGGCUUAGUACUAUACUUGUUGCAACAAUCCAGGAGACGAAGGAUAGGAUUUCGCAGAUAGAAUACAUUUUCUGCAAUCAGAUAUACCCAAAUUUUCAAGCAAAAUCUAAAAGCUUGCAGAAGAUAUAUUACGAGGCCAAGAAAGCUGCUGAAGAUGCAUGGAGAGAAAAGGAAAAAGGUCUCUUGCUUGAGUUGAAGCAGCUUCGGCUUGAAAAGCAACAGGUUCUUGAAGAUUAUCAGUCUCUCAAGCUUAAGAUGGCAAAUCCUUCGAAGGAGCAAGAAGAGGAAAUAAGUCAACUGCUUUCCAAACUAGAGAGUCAACAACUGAAAAUUGAUGAGCUUGAGAAGGAGCGUAUGCAGAAGUCUAAAGAAGUUGAUGAGGGGAUGGAAUUGCAGAAUAAAUUACUCCAUUUGGUUCAAUCAAAAGUUAGUGUGAUUGUGGAACAGAGCAAACAAAUAAAAGAGCAUGAAGAAAAGGCUAAAAUUCUUACUGCUGAACUGAAUAGCCAGAGGAAAAAAAUUGAUGAGCUCCAGAAAGAACUUAGUGGAAAGACAGAAAAUGUGGCCAGGAUAAAAGAUUUGACUGAAAAGAUUGAAAUACUAAUCUCAGAUAUUUCAAAUAAUGAACAGCUGUUAACUGAUUUGAAAGAUGAGAAGAAACUACUGACUGUUAAGUUGGAAGGUUCUGAGGAUAAUUUUAGAAGACUGCAAGAGGAGCUGAGGAAAAAGAUGGAAGAAGUUGAGCAGGGAAGAGAACUGCAGGGGCAGUUGCUUCAACAAAUUGAUAUGAAUUCUGCUGAAGGGUUAAAGAAGAAGCAGCAGUUGGAUGAGUGUGAGAAAGAGAAGAAACUACUUCUUGAUAAAGUGGAAGGUUUGGAGUAUAAAGUUAAUGAGCUAAAGUUAAAUCUUAAUAAAAGAAAUGGUGAGGCAGAUGGAGGAAGGGAUUCAGAUGAAAAAUUACUUCAACAGAUAAAACUGAAGGACUCUGAGUUGGUUACUGAAAAGAAAAAAAGAAGGGAUGUCAUAGAUGCUUACAAAAGGUUGAAAUCUCAGUACAAUUUCCUCUGUGCAAAGUCUGGUCUCACAACAGAGAAUAUGCUACUGCAAAACAAGCUAGAUGAUGAAAAUGAUUCAUUUAAGCAACAUCAAAAUCCAAUAAUUUCCCCCGACCUUGAAGUCAAAAGUCUCCAUACUUUGGCUGUUCAUUGCGACACAAGUAAAGUGAAAAAUGAAUUUGAUUUUAGUGAUACCUUGGAGGCUGAGAAAGGAGCCAAAUCAUUUCAGACUUCAAGCUUUCAUUCACCUACUUCUAAUCACUUUUUCAUACCAAAAGGUCCUUCAAAUGUAAAAUUGGCCCCAGCAGCCGGUACAAAGCGACCUGCAUCCUCUUGGAGAGAUACCAGGUCCCGUCAAGUCCAAGGUGGCGUUGACCCUCAUGAUGAUUUUCUUGAUACUCCCUUAGAGAACAUAAGAGGAAACUUGAACAAAGCAAUGAAGGAAAUUAACGAUAUUGCAGUUCCAUCUGAAAAAGACAUGAAUCCUGAUAGCUCAGAUGAUGAAACGCAGGAUAUGAAUGUUGAUCCUGCACCCCAGAGAGAGCAGAAGCCAGAUGCAAUUGCUGGAAAAAGAGGUUACAAGUAUGUUGAACCAGUCAGAAAGAAAGCUGAGCGGGAAAAUUUUAAAGGAGUUGAAUGCAAGCAGUGCAAGAAAUUCUAUGAUGCUGUUCUUCCCAAUGAUGGAGAUUAUUGAAGUUUUAAUGAUAAUGGAGCUCAACAACUGCUAUCUUGUUUGCGAUUUACAUCUUUUUGGAUGAGGCUUCCUCUUUCCAUUUCCUUCCUUUUGUGCUCUUAUUUAUUAGCAUUCUCAAUAUUUUUAGUUGGAAUGUGCUCCCAUUUACCCGUUAAGCUAUUUCUAUGGCAUUUUAAAGUUCUGAGGCCGACCUUUCUUUUAAUUCUAUAAUUUGUUGGUACAUGAUUUAGUUGCUAGGAUGCUGGAGAUAAUGAGUGGAUUCAAGUCAAGUUGGUUCGGAAAUGAAUCUAUAUUUAGUUUGAAUGAGUUAAACUCGAGUUGUAGUUUUAGUUUGAUAACUUGGUUUAAGUUUGACUCAUUCACCCUUUUAGUGAUAAUGUUCAUCUCGUUAGUAACACUGUUUACUAUUUAGACAUAUUGUUUACUCUAUCAACAACCUUUAGUAACAUUGUUUACCCGAUUUGAAUGAACUCAAGUUUGAUUUGGAUAUUAUGGAUUCGAGUCGAGUUUGAGCUGUGUUGUUUGGGCUCAAUUUGAAUUUAUCUUUACUAAAGAUGGGUUUGAACAACUUCUAAUAUGAUGAAUUACACUUUAUUUCGGAGCAAUUUGUCCAGUUGCAAGACUAGAAAGAUAAAGUAGGAUAGUGUGCUGUUCAGCAUUAUGUUUUCAUUAACGUAGAAGGAUAAGAUAAGAGUGCAAUUUUUAGUCCCUAAACUAUAUAUUCCAAUUCUAUAGGGUACGCUUCACAUGCUUUAGCGGCUCCACCAUAAAUUUCAAUCAUGUACAGUUGAACUUUUCCUUUGCUCUCUGUUCUUAGUACUUAUCUUUUUCUAUAUCUUAUCAGGUGCCGCCAUUAAAAUGGUUCAUUCUCAAGAGCAAGUGUGCAAUAAGUUGUUCAGCAUUGCAGAGCUUAGAAACAAUUUACAGUAUUCAAAGUUAUAAUUAUCUUCAAUACUACUUUGCCCCUUGGCCAAUCUGUAGGAUGAUUACUAAAGAGAAGUAAGUGCUAACAAGAUUCCAAUUCAACGAUGAUUGUUCUAGCCUUUCAUUUUUUGGAUUUUAGUUUGGAACAAGUAUCAGUCGGUGGGAUUUAUGAAGGACCAUCAAACAACAGGGAGCACUGUCUGAUGCUGACUGAAGCUGAGCCAUUGAUGAUACUUCAAAUUGAGGUUAGUAUAUUACACUCUCUGUGCACAAUAGAGAACCUUACAGAGGCCUGACUAAUUUGCGCAGAAAGUUCAUGUGGGUGUCAGUAUGGUUGCAUCUCUAGAUUAAAUGUGGGUAUCAGCGCAGUGGGGUAACAUAAUGUAACCCCAGCUAGGAACAUGCAUGCAUGCAUAGCUGUAUCAGACUUGGGCCUUUACUACUACAAUACAGCACAGCAUUAAUGCUGAAA
Molecule: messenger RNA, 4965 nt
Organism: Mangifera indica (mango)
Lineage: Eukaryota; Viridiplantae; Streptophyta; Magnoliopsida; Sapindales; Anacardiaceae
Product: protein gamma response 1
Exons: 5
Coding region: 1749-3569 (606 amino acids)
Biological process (GO): DNA double-strand break processing involved in repair via single-strand annealing; double-strand break repair via homologous recombination
Cellular component (GO): site of double-strand break
Molecular function (GO): double-strand/single-strand DNA junction binding; single-stranded DNA binding; flap-structured DNA binding
Source: RefSeq, a predicted model, not a curated record